Molecule: messenger RNA, 1356 nt
Organism: Lodderomyces pseudojiufengensis
Lineage: Eukaryota; Fungi; Ascomycota; Pichiomycetes; Serinales; Debaryomycetaceae
Gene: DFG5
Product: putative mannan endo-1,6-alpha-mannosidase
Exons: 1
Coding region: 1-1356 (451 amino acids)
Biological process (GO): carbohydrate catabolic process; fungal-type cell wall biogenesis; budding cell bud growth
Molecular function (GO): mannan endo-1,6-alpha-mannosidase activity
Source: RefSeq, a predicted model, not a curated record
AUGCUUGUAUCUCAUAGACUAAUAUUUAUACUAAAUUUAUUAUUUAUAUCCCUUGUAUCUUCCAUUGAUAUAACAGUUCAAAGUACUGAUUCAGUAUGUUCUGCUGCAAAAAUAGUUGCAGAUGGUAUGUGGAAUUAUUAUGAAGGUUUUAAAUAUGGUGGAACUGUUGGUAUGUUUGCACCACCCAAUUAUUGGUGGAAUGCAGGUGAAGCAUUUGGAGGUUUAGUUGAUUAUUUUACAUUUUGUGAUCCAGAUAAUUCUACUUUAAAAGGUUGGAUUCACGAUGCAAUGUAUCAUCAAGCAGGUGAUAAAUAUGAUUAUAUUCCAGCUAAUCAAUCAAUGACUGAAGGUAAUGAUGAUCAAGGUGUUUGGGGUAUGGCUAUUAUGCAAGCAGUCGAAAGAAAUUUUACAAAUCCAGAUUCUCAUUCAUGGUUAGAAAUGACUCAAGCAGUAUUUAAUACUAUGAAUGCAAGAUGGGAUGAUGAACAUUGUGGUGGAGGUUUAAGAUGGCAAAUUUUCACAUGGAAUUCAGGUUAUAAUUAUAAAAAUUCAAUUUCAAAUGGUUGUUUAUUUCAUCUUGCUGCAAGAUUAGCAAGAUAUACAGGUAAUACAACAGUAUAUGUUGAAGCAGCAGAAAGAGUUUGGAAAUGGAUGGAUGAUGUUAAAUUUUUAACUGAAGAAGAUAAUGGUAAUUUUAGAGUUUAUGAUGGUGCAAAUAUUGAUGAAAAUUGUACUAAAGUUACAGAUUUAAGAUGGUCAUAUACUUAUGGAGUAUUUAUGAGUGGAUGUGCUUAUUUAUAUAAUAUAACUGGUGAUGAAAUUUGGAAAACUCGUACUGAAGAAAUUAUUGAAGCUUCAUUAUCAUAUUUUUUUAAUAAUCAAAUUAUGCAAGAAACUACUUGUCAACCUUCAAAUUUAUGUAAUAAUGAUCAAAGAUCUUUCCGUUCAUUAUUUGCUAGAUGUUUAGGUUUAACAAUGUUGAUAAUUCCAGAAUUUGAAGAUCAAAUUAGACCUUAUUUGGAAAAAAGUGCUGGAGGUGCAGCUCAAUCUUGUUCAGGUGGGUCCGAUGGUGUAACUUGUGGUGAAAAUUGGUCACAUUCUGGAUGGGAUGGUGUUUAUGGAUUAGGUGAACAAAUGUCAGCAUUAGAAACAAUAAUGUCAUUAGUUGUUAAACAUCCUUUAAGUGUUGAAACUGGUGGACAAAAUAGAAGUAAUUUUGCUGCUGGAUUGGAUUCAGAAGAUAGUGAAAAUAAAAAUAAAAUUGAUGUUACUUCAAAAGAUAGAGGAGGAGCUAUUGCUCUUACAGUUAUUGUUCUUGCAAUACUACUUGGAGGUCUGAUUUGGAUGUUAUUUUAA